Pan troglodytes (chimpanzee) is the source of this 1855-nucleotide messenger RNA. Its product is annotated as nuclear pore complex-interacting protein family member B13. The transcript has 6 exons. The record is from RefSeq and is a predicted model, not a curated record. Lineage: Eukaryota; Metazoa; Chordata; Mammalia; Primates; Hominidae. The coding region runs from base 311 to 1711 and encodes 466 amino acids.
AGGAGUUCGAGACCACCCUGGCCAACAUGGCAAAACCCCAUCUCCACAAAAAUUGGAUAAUUUGAUAAUUAUCAUUAUUGAGUUUCUGAGACCUUACACAUUUACCAUUCUCUUCUGCACAAAUUACCUUUGUUUGUCUUUCCUGAAGACUAUCUUCCAGUCUGAAAAUGGACAUGAUGGAUCCACAGAUGUACAACAGAGAGCCUGGAGGUCCAACCGACGUAGACAGGAAGGAAAUAAAAUUGGCCGGAAAGACAUCAUUACUCUACGGAGAUAUGUGAAAAGAAAAGUUAGAGCUAAAAUCCAUAAGAUGAAGGUGACAACGAAAAUCAACCAUCAUGACAAAAUCAAUGGAAAGAGGAAGACCGCCAAAAAAGAGAAAAUGUUUCAACGUGCGCAAGAGUUGCGGCGGCGGGCAGAGGACUACCACAAAUGCAAAAUCCCUCCUUCUGCAAGAAAGCCUCUUUGCAACUGGGUCAGAAUGGCGGCAGCGGAGCAUCGUCAUUCUUCAGGAUUGCCCCACUGGCCCUACCUCACAGCUGAAACUUUAAGAAACAGGAUGGGCCACCAGCCACCUCCUCCAACUCAACAACGUUCUAUAACUGAAAACUCCCUGAGCCUCAAGACACCUCCCGAGUGUCCGCUCCAUCCCCUUCCACCCUCAGCGGAUGGUAAUCUCAAGACGCCUCCCGAGUGUCUCAUCACUCUUCUUCCACCCUCAGCUCCACCCUCAGCUCCACCCUCAGCGGAUGAUAAUAUCAACAGGCCUGCCGAGUGUCUGCUCUAUCCCCCUCCACCCUCAGCGGAUGAUAAUAUCAACAGGCCUGCCGAGUGUCUGCUCUAUCCCCCUCCACCCUCAGCGGAUGAUAAUCUCAAGACACCUCCCGAAUGCCUGAUUACUCCCCUUCCACCCUCACCUCCACCCUCAGCUCCACCCUCAGCUCCACCCUCACCUCCACCCUCACCUCCACCCUCAGCUCCACCCUCACCUCCACCCUCAGCUCCACCCUCACCUCCACCCUCAGCUCCACCCUCAGCGGAUGAUAAUAUCAACAGGCCUGCCGAGUGUCUGCUCUAUCCCCCUCCACCCUCAGCGGAUGAUAAUCUCAAGACACCUCCCGAGUGCCUGAUUACUCCCCUUCCACCCUCACCUCCACCCUCAGCUCCACCCUCACCUCCACCCUCACCUCCACCCUCAGCUCCACCCUCACCUCCACCCUCACCUCCACCCUCACCUCCACCCUCAGCUCCACCCUCACCUCCACCCUCAGCUCCACCCUCACCUCCACCCUCACCCCCACCCUCAGCGGAUGAUAAUCUCAAGACACCUCCCUUAGCUACUCAGGAGGCUGAGGCAGAAAAACCACCCAAACCCAGGAGGCCGAGGGCCGAUGACGUGGACCCAUCAUCGCCCGAACCCAAGAGGCGGAGGGCCGAUGACGUGGACCCAUCAUCAUCCACACCCAAGAGGCGGAGGGCUGAUGACGUGGACCCAUCAUCAUCCACACCCAAGAGGCGGAGGGCCGAUGACGUGGACCCAUCAUCAUCCACACCCAAGAGGCGGAGGGCCGAUGACGUGGACCCAUCAUCACGCAAACCCAAGAGGCGGAGGGCCGAUGACGUGGACCCAUCAUCAUCCAAACCCAAGAGGCGGAGGGCCGAUGACGUGGAACCGUCAUCACGCAAACCCAAGAGGCGGAGGUUGAGUUAGCUGAGAACAGGCCAUUGCACUCAAGCCUGAGCAAUAAGAAUAAAAUUGAGUAUAACAAAAUAAAAAAAUCAAAAAACAAAACAAAACCCACACUCCAAAAACAAACUAACAAAGAAUAAAUAAAUAAUACAAAAAUAAAAUAAA